Molecule: messenger RNA, 483 nt
Organism: Penicillium maclennaniae
Lineage: Eukaryota; Fungi; Ascomycota; Eurotiomycetes; Eurotiales; Aspergillaceae
Product: nuclear transport factor 2 family protein
Exons: 1
Coding region: 1-483 (160 amino acids)
Source: RefSeq, a predicted model, not a curated record
AUGGUACAAAACGGCACACCCCUUCCCGCCAAGCUCGCCGGUCCGCCUCUGAGUGACCGCGACGCCGUCGCGGACGCAUGCUACCGCGCGUUCCUGUCCAUCGACCAGUCCAGCGAGGAGCUUCUCAAGUCGAGCGUGACACCCGACGUCUACACCGAUAUUGCCUUCAAAGUCUGCAACGGCUAUGACGAGCUCAAGACUAAGGUGUGGGAGAAUGUUAGCGACCGGGUCGACACGGUCCACUACCUCACCAACGUGCGUGUUAGCCUCGACACCGAGACCACCGCCCGCGUAACAUUCAGCGCUAUGGCUGUGCACUGCGUACUCGGCAAGGGUUACGAGCCGGAUUCUGUGAAGUUUACCACUGGUGCAUUCUACAACUGCGACGCUGUCAAGGUGGACGACCUUUGGAAACUGAAGAUGAUGAAAUCUAGCCAUGUUUGGUCCACUGGGGAUCGAUCUAUCAUGAAACCACCCCAGUGA